Symbiodinium pilosum is the source of this 438-nucleotide messenger RNA. Lineage: Eukaryota; Dinophyceae; Suessiales; Symbiodiniaceae. The record is from the annotation of a GenBank genome assembly.
GUUUGGCUUCGCGAAAAUGCUCCCGAACUUCUGGAAGUUGGGAGGGAUGAUGAAGCUGCCCUUGCCAAGAUUGGCGAAAAGUUCUUCCAGCAAUAUGGUGAAUAUUUUGUGGUCAGAUUUGGUCGCAAUCGCAUGAAGAACUUCCGAUCCGUGCUGGAGGAGGCCCCCAACUUCGUGAGUUUCAUCGAGAGCCAAGUCAGCCGCAAUGCUGCUGCAAAAGGUAUGGCCUGGCCAAGCCCUGAAUCUGCGCACGGAGUCGUGGAGAAGAACAAGCACUGGCUUGUAUCCUUCGCGAAGCAGCGUCAGAGCAAGGAGCAGGCGACUGCUUCAUCAGGCGCCAGCGAGGCCCCUCGGAAGCAGAAGCUCAAAGGCCCAGUGAACGGCGCUGUGAGCCUUGACAUCAAGGCUUUCGGGAGGGAAGUAGAUGCAUCGUUGUAG